Messenger RNA from Cadophora gregata, 546 nucleotides. RefSeq names its product RNA polymerase II mediator complex subunit (gene NUT2). Gene Ontology annotation, cellular component: mediator complex; chromatin. Gene Ontology annotation, molecular function: transcription coregulator activity. Bases 1 to 546 code for a protein of 181 amino acids. Gene Ontology annotation, biological process: positive regulation of transcription by RNA polymerase II. NCBI's taxonomy places the organism in Eukaryota, Fungi, Ascomycota, Leotiomycetes, Helotiales, Ploettnerulaceae. The record is from RefSeq and is a predicted model, not a curated record. The transcript has 3 exons.
AUGUUGACUUCGAACCAAGAUGGAACCUCAACACCACGACAGAGUGCGAAGCAACCGCGCCUACGCCUGCGCCUAAAUAUCAUGGCGCCUGCCUCAGAUCAUGAUGUUGUGGAGAAGCAGGUCAAGGAAGCAAUCCAGGAUCUGUACCAGAUCAUGGUCCAGACGAACGCGUAUGACCUGACGAGUCGCCCUUCGAAUCAAGUUCUUGAAGCUGCAUUUAAACAACUCGACAGCCAGCUCCUCAAACUCCACAACACGGCCUCACACGCGAUAAACCUUCCUUCCAUACCUCCCGAACUCAUCCAAUACGUCGAUAAUGGCCGGAAUCCUGAUAUCUAUACCCGCGAAUUUGUGGAGCUGGCACGCAAGGGCAAUCAAUUGAUGAAGGGCAAGAUGGAUGCCUUUUCUAGCUUCCGUGAUGUUUUGGCUUGUGAGAUGGGAGAUACGAUGCCGGAGAUUAGAGACGAUGUUGUGAAGGUUGUGCUGGCUACCGGCGGGAAGGAUGAGGUUGUGGAGAGGGAGAAAGGUGAAGGUGAGCGUCAGUGA